CGCGUGACACACUCACGCCUCAGGCCAACGGCACAUGGGAUCGACUCCGUGCUUAUAUGUGAGAUUCCCCAGUCAGACAUUGUCAUGUAUUUACAGCAGCGUAGAGUGGUGCAAGGUCUGAACUGAGGCCUGGCAACCCCACAAACGCUUAGCGAGAAGUGGUACUUACGUACCCAGCCCAGUGCGAGACCUCGGCGCAUCACCGCUACCACCCAUCACGAAAAAAAAAACCUUGGGUCCCGCCAAUUCACCUCGAGCCCGCCCUGCUCUCGCGACCACGUCGCCAGUUUCCGCCAUGAGCUGGCCUCUCUACCUCGCCAUGCCGGCCGUGCUCAUUGUGGCCAUGCGGCUGCUGUCGCUCGUCUUGCCUGCGAAGCCCGCGCAGCUACUCUCGUAUUACGCUUUCGCAGCUAGCUCCUUCAUCCUCAUGGGUUUCUGUGCCUUGUACGGCACCCUCGUAGCCAUACCUCUGCGCAUCAUUGGGUAUGGAGGCCUGAUCCAAUGGUCGGUGGGACGGGCCUUCAAGUGGUGCAUGUGGUACGGAACCGGUGUGACAUUUAGGAUCACAGGCAGCAUGAAGAAGGAGGGUGGUGUUAGCGGCGAGGAUGCGCUCAAGGACCGGCCCGCCGUCUUUGUGGGCAACCAUCAGACCGAACUCGAUGUCCUCAUGCUAGGCUGCAUGUUUCCCAAGUACACAUCCGUCACGGCUAAGAAGUCACUCAAGUACACGCCACUUCUGGGUUGGUUCAUGGCGCUGUCCAAGACCGUCUUCAUCGACCGUGCAAACCGCACCACCGCGCGCGCCGCAUUCGACACGGCCGCUCAAACCAUGCGGUCGACACGCCAAUCCGUCUUCAUUUUCCCCGAGGGAACUCGCUCCUACGCCUCCACCCCCGAUCUCCUCCCCUUCAAGAAGGGCGCCUUCCAUCUCGCCGUACAAGCACAAGUCCCCAUUGUACCAGUCGUCUGUGCAAACUACUCGCACGUGCUGAACGUAAAGGAACAGAAGUUUCAGCCGGGCGUGGUUGAUGUGACUGUCCUCCCGCCAAUACAGACAAAGGGACUGGGUGCUGAGCAUGUGGAUGAUUUGGUCAAGAGGACAAGAGAUGCCAUGAUGGAUGAACUGAUUCGUCUGAGUCACAUUUCUGGCGCUGGUAACGGUGAACCCCUACCCAGAACCAGCGGAAUAGACCAGUCGCGCAGUGAGUUGAGGAAGAGGAAUUAAGGUAGCAUCAUUGUCUGAGCCUUUAUUGGCUAGGACACCAAAGAGGCGUUCAUGGUGUGCAACAAGAGGCCUGGAAUAACCACAGUGGUUGCUCGACAUCCAACAGCCCGAAUAGGAGGCUGAGUGCAUACGGCGUGUGUGGCGUUCAGUGGUUUCAGGUUUGGGUUUCCAUCACUGCAUAUUGAUAUCCUAGAGAAGAGGCAUGUUCAUUCUCGGGUUGGGCGUAUAUAUCUUCGUGCUCUCUAUUCAGCAAAUGCAAAAAUUCACUUAUUCAACAAUCUCUCACAUGUAUGCAGUAAGAGCCGUAUUAGAUUUCCUGAGUAGGAGGGCAACUUGUGUAGGAUUUACGUCACACUAAUAGACACGUGAGAAG
Bipolaris sorokiniana ND90Pr is the source of this 1598-nucleotide messenger RNA. RefSeq lists its product as uncharacterized. The transcript is spliced from 2 exons. Gene Ontology annotation, biological process: phosphatidic acid biosynthetic process. The coding region runs from base 296 to 1225 and encodes 309 amino acids. The record is from RefSeq and is a predicted model, not a curated record. Lineage: Eukaryota; Fungi; Ascomycota; Dothideomycetes; Pleosporales; Pleosporaceae. Gene Ontology annotation, cellular component: membrane; endoplasmic reticulum. Gene Ontology annotation, molecular function: 1-acylglycerol-3-phosphate O-acyltransferase activity.